Psilocybe cubensis is the source of this 1248-nucleotide messenger RNA. RefSeq lists its product as uncharacterized. Bases 1 to 1248 code for a protein of 415 amino acids. The record is from RefSeq and is a predicted model, not a curated record. The transcript has 4 exons. Lineage: Eukaryota; Fungi; Basidiomycota; Agaricomycetes; Agaricales; Agrocybaceae.
AUGUCCCGCCGGUAUCAAACAAGACAGUCACCGGUUCCAUUUUCAAAUGAAAAACUGUUUCGAUCUGCUUGGUUUUCAUACAUUCGUCUCAUGGACUUUGGCCAGGAUAUGAUUUGCUCUAUUUGUGGACCUACCCCGGAUGCAACUAUAUGGGAUGGUGUUACUGUUGCAUACAGUCGGAGAAAUCUGCUUCCAUCUUUGACUCCUCCAACAAUGCAAGGGAAAAGAUCAAUUCAGCGGUCGAAUGGACCUCAACUCAGCACUUUAUCAAACCAGAUUUUCUCCGAAGGAACUGUGGAAUACGAUCGUAAUAAAAAACUCGUGGAGAGGAUAACAAAAAUUCCCGAUCUUGUUGAGAAGUUGUCAGAAAUCAACAUUAGUCUUGGACGACUGUUUAACACACAUUUUGGACUGGCGGUUGUUCUUAAGAAUCCUCUUGAUUCCAAAGCAUCGGCAUUACGAUUCAUCCCCAGUCUGUACCAAGUGGUUAAGCACGAAAUUAAGACUGGAAAGUUGAGUGCUGAUGUACUCGGUGUCUGUGAAUGGCUUUAUCUACGAUCCAAGGUGGUGUUUGAUUUAUUGAGGGUCCAUGAAAUGUCCCAAGCACCGCCUUUGGACAAAUAUAUACCACAGGAUGAGUGGUUAAAGACUGGAUGCUGCUAUGCAAUGCCAGCCAUUCGCGAUCGCUCUUAUUACCCAAAUUUACCGUAUGAAAAUGGACUGGAUCUUGGGGGAGCUGACAUUGAUGAAGAUAUUUGCCACAAAUACUAUUCGACAUAUUCCAAAAAGCGAUUGACCGGUGGUAUCAUGUGUGUCUGGUGCACACACAGUGUAUGCUACGGUUUUCAUUGCAUUCGUGCAGCCGAAGGACGAAACGACGUAUUUUCGGCAAUUUAUACCCGAUGGAGGAAGGCUCCAAAAGUUGUUGUUUAUGAUUUUGCAUGUGCACUGCAGCCCUACUGCAUGUCCCGUGAACCCGAAUUUUUCAAGGAUACUUUAUUUGCUAUUGACAUCUUCCACUCAAGCGAGCAUAAAUGUGGAGAGGCAUGUUUUCUGUCCACAUACUGUGCUGACAAUCCAGAGUUGCUAAAACUCAACUCGAGCGCUGCAGAAUGUGGGAAUAGUGGGAUUGCCAAAAUUCGGAAAGCUGUUAGCUACAUGACACAGGAAAGAGCGGUGAUGUAUAUGCGAGUUUUCUUCUCUAUAUGGAACAGGCAACAGAUUCAGAAGAUGGAAGGAAGACUAUGA